AUGGCUGCCACCAGCGUCUCUUCCUCGGCCUCCACGGCGUCCUCGCAGAGCUUAGAUGAUUAUUCUCUGUACAGUAACCUGAGUGAUGACGAGCUGCUGCAGCUCGCUAUCGAACGCAGUCUGACGGAUGCCAACCAAGACUCAACCGGUGCCAACAUGCCUCUCAGGCCUGACAGCAAGCAGAGCCCCCCGAAGUACAGCUCCCACAAUCCUGCUCCAAACCGCAACUCCCACAAUCCUCCUCCAAACCGCAGCUCCCACAAUCCUCCUCCAAACCGCAGAACCCACAAUCCUCCAGAUGACACCAGAGCACACUACAGCUCCCACAAUCCGCCGAAUGCAAAACCUCCAGAUCCUUUGACGUUUGAGGGGACGAUCAGCUGCUUCGUCACCGGCUCGGGGAAGAGGAUGGUGGCUUAUCGGAGGCACGAUGGCACCCUGGUCCACCUGGCUCCAGAACCUGAAGCGGAGGAGGAGCCUCUGUUCAAAGCGAUCCGUGAGGGAGAGGCCUGCAGAGUCCGAGCUCUGGUGAUGCGUCCCGAAACAAACUUGAUGCUGCCGAGUAAACCGGGCUGGCUGGCGAUCCACCAGGCGGCGUUUUACGGUCAGGAGAGCUGUCUGAGAGUCCUGCUGUCAGCUCAGCCGGGGAUGGUCAACAAGCGGACAGAUCGAGGAGAGACGGCGCUGCUGAUUUCUGUCAACAGGGAGCAACCGCGAUGCGUUCAGGUGCUGCUGGACCACAGAGCCGACGCCGACAUCCCCAACUAUGAACGCGAAUCACCGCUCUUUAAAGCCUGUGAGCGGGGCAGCGCCGCCCUGGUGGCCGUGCUGCUGAACCACGGCGUGCUGGUGAACGCAGCGUGUUCUCAGGGAUGGACUCCGCUGCAUGAAGCCGUCUGCAAGAACAACGUAGAGAUCUGUGAGAUGCUUCUGAAGGCCGGAGCCAAACACACGCAGACCGACCGCUACGGCAUCUCACCGAUGUUCAGCGCGGCUCAGAGCGGACGGCUGGACACCCUGCGCCUCCUCCUCAAACACGGUGCAGACAUUAACAGCCAGGCGGCGGACGGAGCCACCGCUCUGUACGAAGCAGCUAAAAACGGCCACGAGAACAUCGUGGAGUUCCUCGUGUCUCAGAAAGCCGACGCCAACAAAGCGGGAAAGACGGGAUUAUUACCGCUGCACAUCGCCGCCCAGAGAGGACGUGACACCAUCGUCUCCAUGGUGAUCCCGGCCACCAGCAGAGCCAGGAUCCGCCGGUCCGGCAUCAGUCCGCUCCACGUGGCCGCCGACCGUAACCGUGACGACAUCCUGGAGACGCUGAUCGAGGCGGGCUUCGACGUGAACGCUCAGCUGUCCGAGGAGCGGUCCAAGCUGUACGAGGACCGGCGCAGCACGGCGCUCUACUUCUGUGUCAUCAACAACAACGUGGAGGCGACGCGGCUGCUGCUGGAGGCCGGCGCCGACCCGAACCUCGACAUGUUCCGGCCGCUGAUGGUGGCGGCUCGGUUCGGCUGCAUCGAGACCGUCACGCUGCUGGUGGAGCACGGAGCCGACAUCAACGCCUCCAUCCCCACGCACCCCACCACCUUCCCCCCCGUCUACAUGUUCUGCAUGAAGUACCUGUCCAUGUUCAAGUACCUGCUGGACAACGGAGGCCACGCCCACUCCUGCUUCACCUGCAUCUACGGCAGCCAGCCUCAUCCUCCAAUCAAAACGACCCGAUCCCACAGGGGCAACCUCGACAGCCCCAACGAUGACCAAUCAGAGUUCAGCCCGGCCCAAGGCGUCCAGUUCUGUGAGAUGAUCUCCGCCCCCAGCAUCUCUCGGUGGGCGGGGCCAAUCAUUGACGUGCUAUUGGACUACGUGGGUCAUGUGACUCUGUGCAGCAGACUGCAGGAACACCUGGACAGCUUCUCUGAUUGGUCCGUCAUCAAAGAGAAAGCAGCCCCGCCCCGCCCGCUGCUGCAGCUCUGCAGGCUGAUGGUCUGUCAGCUGGUCGCUCCGCGGCGAAUCCAGAAGCUUCCUCUGCCGGGAGGACUGAUCCGCUUCCUGCAGCACCAGGAGGGAUCCAUAACCCUCUGA
Molecule: messenger RNA, 2085 nt
Organism: Scomber japonicus (chub mackerel)
Lineage: Eukaryota; Metazoa; Chordata; Actinopteri; Scombriformes; Scombridae
Product: ankyrin repeat and SOCS box protein 2-like
Exons: 9
Coding region: 1-2085 (694 amino acids)
Biological process (GO): intracellular signal transduction
Cellular component (GO): cytoplasm
Molecular function (GO): protein binding
Source: RefSeq, a predicted model, not a curated record